AGUGAGGGAUUGUAAUCUUAUAAGCUUAUAAUCAAAGUUUAUAAUCUUGUCUCUCGGAAUUGUGCACGUUGUGUGUUGUGUUGUACGUUUUGUAUGUUUUGUUAGUCCUUGUGACAUUUUGCUGUCGAGAUAACACACAAUAUUUAAUACACAAUUAAUACAAGUUGAUGUACUAUGAAUCGAUUGGAUGAUCCGCCGGGGCUCAUGAAAAGCAGAAAACCAUCUUUCAUUGGGAUGAACGGAGCCCCAGAGACGGAUGAUCAACAGCGAUUACGGUUUCAGAUUGAAUUAGAGUUUGUACAAUGCCUUGCUAAUCCAAAUUAUCUGAAUUUUUUAGCACAACGUGGCUAUUUUAAAGACUCAACAUUUAUCAAUUAUCUCAAGUAUCUAUUAUAUUGGAAAGAGCCAGAGUACGCAAAAUACUUGAAAUAUCCCAUGUGCUUGUAUUUUCUGGAUUUAUUGCAAUAUGAGCACUUCAGACGAGAAGUUGUGAAUUCUCAGUGCACAAAAUUUAUUGACGAUCAACAGAUUCUGUUGUGGCAGCAUUACACACGACGUCGAACGAGACUUUUGCAAACGGCUGCUGAGCAAACGCAACACAUCAAUCCUCAGAAUAAUGGUAUCGCACAACCCAAAGUUCCCUAAAAUUUCAACUUUCAUCAUGUUCAUUCCACAUAUUCAGAAAAGUGAACAUAGAUUUUUACAUUUCACAUGAUUUUUCCAAUAUGAUAUUUUUGUGUAAGAAAUGAUAAAGAAAUGAUAUAUUGUUUGACUGUGAUAAUUUAUGAAUUCUCUCACAUUUCUGUAAACUAAUAAAAUAAUAUCUCUUUCUCA
Molecule: messenger RNA, 834 nt
Organism: Formica exsecta
Lineage: Eukaryota; Metazoa; Arthropoda; Insecta; Hymenoptera; Formicidae
Gene: MED31
Product: mediator of RNA polymerase II transcription subunit 31
Exons: 3
Coding region: 175-645 (156 amino acids)
Biological process (GO): regulation of transcription by RNA polymerase II
Cellular component (GO): mediator complex; core mediator complex
Molecular function (GO): transcription coregulator activity
Source: RefSeq, a predicted model, not a curated record